Cryptococcus wingfieldii CBS 7118 is the source of this 543-nucleotide messenger RNA. RefSeq lists its product as hypothetical. The record is from RefSeq and is a predicted model, not a curated record. The transcript is spliced from 4 exons. The coding region runs from base 1 to 543 and encodes 180 amino acids. NCBI's taxonomy places the organism in Eukaryota, Fungi, Basidiomycota, Tremellomycetes, Tremellales, Cryptococcaceae.
AUGUUGUUCAACGUCGCAUCUAUCCUCUCUUUCCUCGCCCUCACCUCCCUCACCUCUGCCUUCCCUCUCCCCAAUGAGCCUCGCGGCCUUGCCAAGCGCGCCACGAACAUGCGCAUCAAGUCCUACCGCGACGGAACCUGCCUCACAGGUGCUGGCGGCAAGUGGGGUAUUGGCACCGCCAUCACUACCGGACUCUGCUCUGAGGCGCCCACUUGGACCAUCAACGACAAUGGUUCGGGAAGCAUCAUCCUUGAGCCUAGCAACACUACUCCUCAGUUGGCAUUGGACGCUGGAACCGGUACCGACAACAACGAGGGUGUCAAGCUCUGGACCUCUUACCCUGGUCUCUUCCAACAGACCUGGUACUACACCGACGACAACCGAAUCGCUAUCACCGGGGGCGACCAAUGCCUUGACCAAGGCGACGACGGACCCCAGACUUACCAGUGCACCACUGACAACACCAACCAGAUUUGGUACCUCGAGCUCAACCAGAAUGCUACCGACCCUCUUACUGGGUACCCCAUCACCGCUGCUGCUUAG